Choloepus didactylus (southern two-toed sloth) is the source of this 6160-nucleotide messenger RNA. It is a transcript of the gene ARSD, whose product is annotated as arylsulfatase D. Gene Ontology annotation, molecular function: arylsulfatase activity. Lineage: Eukaryota; Metazoa; Chordata; Mammalia; Pilosa; Megalonychidae. The record is from RefSeq and is a predicted model, not a curated record. The coding region runs from base 49 to 2076 and encodes 675 amino acids. The transcript has 10 exons.
GCCUCCGAGAUCCCAUCACCCGCUGCUGCAAGCUUUCCGGGGAGCCCGAUGGGGCGCCAGGUUCCUGCGGGGGUCCCCGCGACACGCUGGAGCUUCCAGCCCAGACCCGGGAAUCAAUUAGGCCAGCUCCGGCCCGCGUCCCUCCCGGCCUCUGAUCUUCAUGGGGCGGGCGAGCCCAGGACCCGCCCCCCGGGCCGUUGCAAAUCCCUUUUACGCACUUUCGCUUUCUGUGCCCCUUGUUGGCAACGCCAAGAUGCCUUCCAAACCCUGGCGGAGGCUGCUUGGUCAGCACAGCGCCGGUUCCCGGGAGAGUCUGGGGCACCCCCUUUUUACACUGGGAUACUUUCUGGUUCUACUGAUUGUCUGCCUCGUGGUAGCUGUGAACUAAAAGCAGCGAGUGACUUUAAACCAAAUAUUCUACCGAUAAUGGCAGAUGAUCUUGGCAUUGGCGAUCUUGGUUGCUAUGGCAAUGACACACUGAGGACACCAAAUAUUGACCGUCUUGCAAAGGAAGGGGUGAAGCUCACCCAGCACUUGGCGGCUGCUCCCCUCUGCACCCCAAGCAGAGCUGCAUUCCUCACGGGGAGGCACUCUUUCAGGUCAGGCAUGGAAGCCACCAAUGGAUAUCGGGCCCUGCAGUGGAAUGGAGGCUCAGGGGGCCUCCCUCAGAACGAAACCACCUUUGCAAGAAUCCUGCAGCAGCACGGCUACACCACAGGCCUCAUAGGAAAGUGGCACCAGGGGGUAAAUUGUGAGUCACGCACUGACCAUUGCCAUCACCCACUAAACCACGGAUUUGACUAUUUUUAUGGCAUGCCAUUUACUCUCAUAAAUGACUGUCAGCCAAGCAAACCCCCCGAAGUGGACGCCACCACGAGAGCAAAGCUCAGGCUGUACACCCAGGUGAUGGCUUUGGGAAUCCUCACCCUUGCGGCUGGCAAGACCUCUGGUUUGAUCUCUGUUUCCUGGAAAUUGGUUGUGGGGGCGGCCAGCCUUGUCUUCCUGUUUUUCGCAUCUUGGUAUGCCAGCUUUGGGUUUGUGCGUCGUUGGAAUUGCAUCCUGAUGAGAAACCACGAAAUCACAGAACAGCCCAUGGUUUUGGAAAGAACAGCCCAUCAGAUGCUAAAGGAGGCAGUUUCCUAUAUUGAAAGAAAUAAGCAUGGGCCAUUUCUCCUCUUUGUUUCCUUGCUACAUGUCCACAUUCCACUUGUUACUACAAAACAGUUUCUUGGGAAAAGCCGCCAUGGCUUAUAUGGAGACAACGUGGAGGAGAUGGACUGGCUAGUAGGUGAAAUUCUUAAUGCCAUUGAAGAAAAUGGUUUGAAGAACACAACAUUCACAUAUUUCACCUCUGAUCAUGGAGGACAUUUGGAUCAUGGAGGACAGUUGGGAGGAUGGAAUGGAAUAUAUAAAGGAGGAAAAGGCAUGGGAGGCUGGGAAGGUGGGAUCCGUGUCCCGGGAAUAUUCCGGUGGCCUGGGGUGCUGCCCGCUGGCCGAGUGAUCGACGAGCCCACAAGCCUGAUGGACGUCUACCCCACUGUGGUCCAGUUGGGAGGUGGCCAGGUGCCCCGGGACAGGGUGAUGGACAGCCACAGCCUGCUGUCCCUGCUGCAAGGAGCCACCGAGCACUCAGACCACGAGUUCCUGUUCCAUUACUGUGGGGACUCUCUUCACGUGGCCAGGUGGCACCAGAAGGAUGGUGGAAGACUCUGGAAGGUCCAUUACCGGACCCCACAAUUCCAGCCACAGGGCGCCGGUGCCUGCUACGGCCGAGGGGUCUGCCCCUGCUCCGGGGAAGGCGUGACCCACCACAGCCCACCUUUGCUCUUUGACCUCUCCCGGGACCCUUCGGAGGCCCAGCCCCUGUCCCCCGACUCUGAGCCCCUGUUCGAUGCUGUGAUAGCGAGGGUGGGCGAGGCUGUGCGGGAGCACCGGAAAACCCUGAGCCAAGUGCCCCAGCAGUUCUCCAUCACCAACAUCCUCUGGAAGCCCUGGCUGCAGCCGUGCUGCGGAACCUUCCCAUUUUGCUCAUGCGACAAAGAAGGGGACAGCAGUCUCCAGACGCCAGGUCCAUGAGAGAGGACCCAGGAGAGAACAGCCGGACUAUGAUAAAUGACAGACUCGUGGGUUCUGUAGUUGUGAUUUCACCACCGCUGAAAUUUAUCGGUAACCCCCAAAUCAAUACUUGUGACGCUUUCUUGGUUAUUCGCAGACGUACCCAGAGUGGUGGAAAAUUGGAGUUGCCCGAUGCAUACAUUCCCAGCUAAGGUCAAACACAACAACGCUCUGCCUUCUUGUUUCAGCUCUCAUGCCAUAAGCAAGGGUCUAGUUAGUGCCACAGUUUUGGGGUUUGGUGCUAAGUGCUAGCUGAUGCUCCUUAAGCACACAGAGGCUGUGUGUGACUUUUGGGGAAAAUACAUGGGUUAGUUCAGCUUCCUUCAGGCAUGAGUUAGUUGUAGCACUAUUGGCUGUGAGUUCUUUGUUAAUGAAUCAGCAGUAUAUGCUAAAUGAGACGUCUUUAAACAGAAACACACACAAAACAAGGUUAUGUACUGAUGGGUUGAAGAAAAUAUUAUGACCAGAGACUCGCGGGAGCCCCCACCCUCACCCCGUAUUUCCCCAGGAACAGGGGUUCAUUAUGUAGUAAUUCAGUGUUUGCAGCAGCCUUGUAGACAGAACUACUGCACAUACUGAAAAUUGACUGUAUGCUGAUCCUUCUCAUUUCCCUUUCAUGAAAAACAUCUCCCAAUGAAGGGAGUUGGUCUCAGUUUACCCAUCUGUGAAAUAAGAGGGUUGCAAUGGACACCCCAAUAAUGCCCCCUCCUCUUCCAAAGCUCAGGGAUUAUCAUGAUGCCAGUUACAGAUUUAUUUUUAAAUUUUAUUUUUUUACCAAUCAACCUUAACAUACACUUGGAAUUUAAUUGUGUAUAUGAACAGCCUUACACAGUGAUGGACAAAAGUGUCUGUGCCUUCUCUUCUUGGGUAACAGAGGGAAGAGUGAGCUCGGCCUCUGUCCUUGAGGAAUUGUCAAUCUAAAAUUGUUAAUUCAUUUCCCAUGCAUUAGGGCCACCGUCUUUGUACCCUAAUUGUGUUAAUUAGAAAUUGCUUUUGAUUGCUAGUGACAGACACUGAGAAUAACCUAGUGCCUUAUACGGGAGAGGGGGCUGCUUCUCACAGGUAACAUGCGGUCCAGAGAGAAGCAACCCAGAGCUGGCAGGCUCUUUCCAACUCCCUGCUCCACUGUCCUGAUGAUAACAGAGUUUGCCUCGUGUUCUCAAAAUAGCUGCUGCAGCUCCAGACAGCACAUAGACAUUCCAGGCAACAAGAAGGAGCAACAGCAAAAGGGCAUUCUUUCCCAAUCAGUCAUUCCCUGUGAAGGUGUUUAUCUGGAAACCUGAAUAGACAGUAUAUGACUUUUGAUGCAACAUUUUAUUGCCAGAUUAUGUGGUUUAUUUCACUCUGCUUUGAUAUGCGCCACAGCAAGCGCCUAUUAAUUGGCUAAUUGUUGAAGGAUCCACAGUCAGCAGGUGGUAUCUGCAGAAAGUUUUAAUCUCAGGCAAAGGGGCAGAGGCUCUGUGCAUCUCCUAGGAGUGUCAGACCUACAGAGGGAGAACAGCUUGCAUUCCUUGACCAAGCAUUUUCUCUAAAUAAAUUCUAGUUCACCUCAUUCUCAUAAUCAACCACUGUGGUUUUCCCCUCCCAUGCAGGGAAUCACGUAGGUGUAGGAAAACUUACUGGGGUGGAAAGCCCAGAUGGGGCUUAAAUCCUUCUGACCCCCAAUCCAAAUAUUAGCAGGAUCUUGAAUUAUUCCUCUCUGUCCAUCAGGGUCCCUGCAGGAAAUAAGCGGCCACUCGACAGGGAGAUAAAAGGACUCUAAGGAAGAGCCUGCUUUCAUUACCAGGUAUGGGUUGCAUUCAAAGGACCCCAGAUAGGGGGUCAUCCUGAGACUCACCCAACAGGACCCCAGAACCAUGAGUAAGCCUGAAGGCUUGCAGAAUGCCGAGGGGAGGCAGCAGGGGCUGGCGGCAGGGGUGGGGAUCUUCAAGAACCGUCGUAUCUCUCCUGCUCUCUCUGUCCUGCUCUCAAGCCCACCCACCCAUCUCCUGAAGGGGCCUCUGGAGGCCAGACAGAAUCCCAGCUGAGGGGUUGCAGAGUCUAGAACUUAGCUUCCUGGGGUGGGGGGACAGGUGGAGGAGGAUUGAGCAGGAGCUGGAGGGACAGAAAACCCAGCACAGCCUUAACACAACGAAAUAGAAAGAUCUACUCGGAGUGUGGGGGUGGGGAGGAGCAGUCUAAUCUUUUACUUUACUCACAUUGGUGUUUAACAGACCCAUUCAGCAAGUCUUUGGCUGGGAUUGUGCAGACAGGUCAGAGUCUAAGAAUUUUCUGACACUCAAUAGAAACUGCUGAGAUUUUGUUUUCUCAAAGCUCCAUUACAAGCAAGUAAAUAUUACUCAGUUCUUUACAACUGGCACAAAGGCUCUGAAUGUGCUUGGUUAAAGCUCUUAAUCAAUCAGUAGCAGAAUUGAAUGCCAAGGGAUUUGAAUUGGUAUAAAGCCGAGCCACUGAUCUCUGACAGAUAAUGUAAUCAGUGUAUUGAUCAUGCUGUUUGAUGCAAUUAACUCAUCGAUCUCUGUUGGUUAAAGUAAUUAAUUUAUUCAUCUGUGCUAGUUGAUGUAAUUAGCUUUCUGAUCUGUGCUGGUUAAUGUACCCAAAUUUCUGAUCUGUGCUAGUUAAUGUAACUAACUCUCUGAUCUGUUCUUUUUGAGGUAAUUAAUUUAUCAAUUUGUGCCAGUUAAUGUAAUUAACUUAUCGAUUUGGGCCAGUUAAUGUAAUUAACUUAUCGAUCUGUGUUGGUUGAUGUAAUUAACUUUCUGAUCACUGCUGGUUAAUGUACCUAAAUUUCUGAUCUGUGCUAGUUAAUGCAAUUAACUUUCUGAUCUGUGCUGGUCAAUGUAGCUAACUUUUGGAUCUGUGCUGGUUAAUGUAAUUAACUUUCUGACUUGGGCUAGUUAAUGUAAUUAACCUAUCCAUCUCGGCUGGUUAAGGUAAUUAACUUAUUGAUCUUGGUUGAUGUAAUUAAUUUUUCUGAUCAGUGCUGGUUAAUGUAUUAACUUAUUGAUCUCUGUUAGAUGAUAUAAUCAAUUUAUUGAUCUGUGCCAGUUAAUGUAAUUAACAUAUUGAUCAGGCAAUUUGAUGUGAUUAACUUAUCGAUUGGUGCUAGUUAAUAUAAUUAACUUUCUGAUCUGUGCUAGAUAAUGUAAUUAACUUUCUACUCUGUGCUAGUUAAUAUAAUGAUCUUUCUGAUCUGUGCUGGUUAAUGUAAUUAACUUUCUGAUCUGUGCUAGUUAAUGUACUUAACUUUCUACUCUGUGCUAGUUAAUGUAAUUAACUUUCUGACCUGUUCUUGCUGAUGUAAUUAAUUUAUUGAUCAUGCCAGUUAAUGUAAUUAACUUAUUGAUAUGUCCUCGUUGAUGUAAUUAACCUUCUGAUCUGUGCUGGUUAAUGUAACCAACUUUCUGAUCUGUGCUAGUUAAUGUAAUUAACUUUCUGUCCUGGGCUAGUUAAUGUAAUUAACAUAUCUACCUGGGCUGGUUAAUGUGAUUAAUGUAUUGAUCUGUGCUAGUUAUGUAAUUAACUAACUGAUCUGUGCUAGCUGAUGUAAUUAAUUUAUUGAUCUAUGCCAGUUAAUGUAAUCAACAUAUUGAUCUGAGUGAGUUGAUGUGAUUAACUUGUCUAUCUGUGCUAGUUAAUGUAAUUAACUUUCUGUCCUGGGCAAGUUAAUGGACUUAACUUAUCCAUCUGGGCUGGUUAAUGUGAUUAAUGUAUUGAUCUGUGCUAGUUAUGUAAUUAACUAACUGAUCUGUGCUAGUUGAUGUAAUUAAUUUAUUGAUCUAUGCCAGUUAAUGUAAUCAACAUUUUGAUCUGAGCAAGUUGAUGUGAUUAACUUGUCAAUCUGUGCUAGUUAAGGUAAUUAACUUUCUGAUCCACGCUAGUUGAUGUAAUUAACUUAUUGAUCUGCACUAGUUAAUGCUGUAGGAACUCACCUGGGUCCCAUGAACUAUUUCACAAAUUGUCUUUGCUGGGGAAUUUUUCUGGCAACAAGUACAUUCAUAAGCUAAAACCUGAGCAGAAUUACUGAAUAAAAUCUGGCAGAUUU